This is a messenger RNA of Ornithodoros turicata, 1828 nucleotides long. Its product is annotated as 2,3-bisphosphoglycerate-independent phosphoglycerate mutase-like. Gene Ontology annotation, cellular component: cytoplasm. Gene Ontology annotation, biological process: glucose catabolic process. The transcript has a single exon. Gene Ontology annotation, molecular function: manganese ion binding. NCBI's taxonomy places the organism in Eukaryota, Metazoa, Arthropoda, Arachnida, Ixodida, Argasidae. The coding region runs from base 12 to 1697 and encodes 561 amino acids. The record is from RefSeq and is a predicted model, not a curated record.
CACUUCCGUGGAUGUUAAAAACGUGCGCCACCGCGCGUGCUCAUUGGGUCGGAUUUGUUCGAGUACCUCGUAGGUCGUCGGUGUCGUGGAGCAAAGAUCACUCAAGGGUCAAGCAAGCCAAGAAGAGUGUUCGACUGCCGUUUCGAAACAGAAGUUUGCAUAACAUGGCGAAUGUUUGCUUGAUCGUCAUCGACGGCUGGGGUAUCUCGUCAGAUCCUCACGGCAAUGCAAUUCUUAACGCAAAGACACCUGUCAUGGAUGAACUUGCCGCUAAUGAAGGUCACUACUUAACCUUGUUCGCCUCUGGACUUCAUGUUGGUCUUCCUAAGGGUUUGAUGGGCAACAGCGAAGUUGGUCACCUGAACAUUGGCGCCGGACGUGUCAUAUAUCAAGACAUCGUGCGAAUUAAUAUGGACGUCAGUCAGGGCACCAUACAGAAGAAUCAACAUUUCGUUGAAGCAUGCAAUCGUGCCGUGUCAACGACAGGACGAUUGCACAUCCUUGGACUGUGCAGCGACGGUGGUGUGCACGCGCACAUCGAUCACAUAUGUGCCCUCCUGGAAGGUGCAAAGAGCCACAAUGUGCCGAAAACCUUCAUACAGUUCUUCGGAGAUGGACGUGACACGAGUCCUACCAGCGCUGUGAAAUACGCUCAACAGAUUUUGGACAAGACCAAGGCACUCAACUACGGCUCCCUGGCGACGCUUGUGGGCCGCUACUACGCCAUGGACCGGGACAACCGGCAGGAGAGAAUUCAGAUUGCCUACGAGGGCCUGGUGUCCGGCAUUGGCGAGAAAUGCUCGCAUGCCGACGUUGUCAAACUCAUCCAGAGCCGCUACGACGCUUCAGGGGACGACAGGCAGACGGACGAGUUUUUGAAACCCAUUAUCGCGGACGAGGAUGGGCGCAUCCAGAACGGAGACACCCUGCUAUUCGCGAACUUCCGCGCAGACCGAGCAAGGCAGAUAGCAGAAGCAUUUGGUAUCGGUCCUCAUUUCAAGCCGAAAUUCAUCCCUCAUAACGUCAAGGUGUUCACGAUGACACAGUACAAGAAGGAAUACCCUUUCCCUUGUCUUUACCCUCCUACCGUUCCCAAGAACGUACUUGCGGAAUGGCUUGCUGCUCAGGGGAAGAGUCAGAUGCACUGCGCGGAAACCGAGAAAUAUGCUCACGUCACUUUCUUCUUCAACGGUGGUCAGGAGAAAGCGUUCCCCGAGGAACACCGCGUCCUUGUACCAUCUCCGAAGGUGGCCACGUACGACCUCCAGCCUGAAAUGAGCUGUCACGAAGUGGCACUCGAAAUGGUCAAAGCCUUAGACUCAAAGAAGUUUCCAUUCGUCAUGUGUAACUUUGCUCCUCCUGACAUGGUUGGCCACACAGGGAUCUACGAAGCAGCCGUGAAGGCAUGCGAAGCAACGGAUGCGGCAAUUGGCCUCGUAAGAGACGCGUGCGUUAAGAACGGCUAUGUCCUGCUUGUGACGGCAGACCAUGGCAAUGCUGAGGUGAUGAAGACUCCAGAUAACAAGCCUGUUACCAAGCACACGACGAACAAGGUCCCUUUCUGCAUGUUCGGCCCUAAGAAGUUCAAGAAGCCUGACCACGAAGCCGCUAUCUGCGAUGUUGCACCCACAGUCCUAGCUCUCAUGGGGCUCGGACAGCCUCCGGAAAUGACCGGGAAAUCUCUUCUUGAGGCUUGAGCAUGCAGUCAUUCUGUUCUGCUUUGUCAGUGUUGUUCCAGUCAUGUGAACAUUAGGUGUGUAUAAAUUUUAGGCCAGUACCCUAUUUAUUCAUUUGGAACAUGUAGUGAAAUAAAUAAAUUAGGCCUCGA